Mesorhabditis spiculigera is the source of this 873-nucleotide messenger RNA. The record is from the annotation of a GenBank genome assembly. NCBI's taxonomy places the organism in Eukaryota, Metazoa, Nematoda, Chromadorea, Rhabditida, Rhabditidae.
AUGCACUGCCGGAUUUUUGCCGUAGUCUGGAGUCUCGUCUUCUAUUUAUUGCUCCAAAUUGUCACCGCUGAGCACUGCUUUACCGCCCGGAAACCAAAGACCUUGCGCCUACGCAACGCUGCAACUGCAAGGGGCUGGGAUCAUAAUGCGAGGGUGCGACAAAUCAACGACGGCCAGUUCGGGAUCAAGACGUGCAGCGUGCCGAAGGUGAUGUCGUCGAUGGUCAGUCAUGUGAUGUGCGAUCUCUUCCAUGCAUAUCACGGAUCCAAUGGGGAUGCCGGCACUUCGAGGAGCGGUGACAGUAACUGCCGGAAGCACCCCGAUGUGACUCGGAUGGUCAAGAGGCGUAGAGGUGUCUGGAAGCCAGCCAAGAAGACCGUCCAUUUCGCCGUGGCCCGCGAGCCAAUCGACCGUUUUGUCAGCGGCUAUAUGCAUAUUUGCGCAGGCCCCGAGUCCUGCGACGGGCUGAACAUUCACAACUUCACCAAAGCCAUCUACAAAGCUUUUGACCAAACGCCGCCCCGGUGGCAGAAUCCGCAACAGAGCUUUCGCAUCCUGCACCACUUUGCCCCGCAGACAUGGUAUUGCGCGCCGGAAAAAGUUCGCUUCAAGUACAGCCCUAAAUCCGGAAAGAUGGCCUCGGAAUUUCGUAAAAUCAUGGAUGAAGCUAGGGUGCCGAGGCAGCAUCAGAAAAAGAUCCUGCGCCGCAUCCGCGACCAGCCAAUCAACACCAGCAACUCGACGGAGGCGCAGCGCCGCGCGCUUCGCGCCGAAAUUUUCGGGCACUGCGAGACGCUGCAAAAGAUUAUAGCACGGCCGAUCGCCGCAUCCGAUAAACGACCUUCUACCAUCAAGGGCCAGCGCCAGGGCUCU